AUGGCUGGGGAUCCAGACAGGAUGCCUGUCAACCCGCCAGGGGCCCAGUGUGCGCAGCAAAUCUUUCAGACGUUCGAGGCUUGUUUCCGUGACUUGGAAAGCCAACUUAAGAAGCACACGCGCAAACUGGCGCAGCAGCGCCGGGUGGACAAUCCAUCUUUGAUUUUUCGGGACAUGAAGCCUGAUCAGGCUGAGCCGGUAGAGACCCUUGUCUCAGGCACCAAGGCCAGAGUCCAGGAAGUGAGGGCUGAUGAGGGGUUGGUGGUGCUUGAUGGUUCGCCGGCUUGGGUGCCAGAGCUUCCGUUUCAUGUCGGCGAGCGGGCGCUUGAGGUGCAUCACACAGAGGAGGAAUGUUUGUGGGGCGACGUCGCAAGCCUGCGCCCGAACGACUUGGUGCGCCAGGACGUGCUGCUCGGGGACCUCCCCCAAAUCUUCCAAGCCUUCGCCAAAGAAUGGAUUCAAAGGUGGAUCCGGCCGGACCACUUGGAGGCGCAUAGGUGGGACGGCCUGUUGGCCAGCUUUCCGUUGCCCCAAGGCCGACCUAUGGUGCUCCCGCCCAUUUCUGAAGAGACAUGGCGAGCGACGGCGCGGGCGAAGCGGUCUUCGGCAGCCAUAGGGCCUGACGGCGUGUCACGCGAUGACUUGUUGCGCCUUCCCUCGGAUCUUGUGCAAGGCAUGUUGGCCAUUUACCAGGAAGCCGAGACCACCGGCAAAUGGCCUGAACAAAUGCUGGUAGGCAUAGUGGCAGCGUUGGCAAAAGUGCCACACGCCAGGGAGGUGACGCAGUACAGGCCAAUAACGGUCUUGUCGUUGUCAUAUAGGGUUUGGGGGUCUAUCCGCGCGCGUCAGGCGCUGGCCUAUCUCCGGGGAGUGGUGCCUGACACGCUGUGUGGCAACAUGCCGGGGAGGGCUGCGGCUACCAUUUGGUGGCAGCUUCAGGCAGAGGUGGAGCGUGCGCAAGCCCAGGGCUACGUUCUGGCAGGGGCUGCCCUUGAUUUGCAGAAAGCCUUCAACACUUUGCCCAGGGUGCCAGUUCUUGCUCUUGCCGAGUUGGUUGGCCUCCCGGCUGGGUUGGUGAGAGGUUGGUCCGGCGCUUUAACUGGGGUGCAGCGCAGGUUUAAGGUACGUGGUUCCGUCGGUCCGGCCUUGCUUGCCAAUGCAGGCUUUCCAGAAGGCGAUGCCAUGUCCGUUGUCGCCAUGGCGCUGGUUGACUUAGCACUCCAUCAUCAUAUAGCAGCACAGGUGCCUCUUUCCAAAGUCAUUUCCUUCGUGGACGACUGGCAGCAUCCCGGAGGCAGUCCAAGCCACCAAGGCCUUUGCGCAAUCCUGGGACAUCGCGCUGGAUGA
This is a messenger RNA of Symbiodinium natans, 1347 nucleotides long. NCBI's taxonomy places the organism in Eukaryota, Dinophyceae, Suessiales, Symbiodiniaceae. The record is from the annotation of a GenBank genome assembly.